AUGGCAACCCUUCACUUCACUCCAUCUCCUUCCUUCAUUCUCACCAGACAAAAGCUACCCACUGAGCUCUCAUCUUUUAAACUCAACUACAAAGCUGGCAGAAACUUGAAGACUGUAGUUAGGUCUUACAAAGUGGUGAUUGAUCAUGAAGGUCAAUCAACAGAGCUGGAGGUGGAACCGGAUGAGACCAUACUAUCCAAGGCAUUGGACUCUGGAUUGAAUGUGCCUCAUGAUUGCAAACUUGGGGUGUGCAUGACUUGCCCUGCAAAGCUCAUAAGUGGCUCCGUUGAUCAGAGUGAUGGUAUGCUCAGUGAUGAUGUGGUGGAGAGUGGGUAUGCACUUCUCUGUGCAGCAUAUCCGAAGUCAGAUUGUCACAUUAGGGUUAUUCCUGAAGAGGAGCUUCUGUCCCUGCAACUAGCAACAGCUAAUGACUAA
Messenger RNA from Dovyalis caffra, 435 nucleotides. Lineage: Eukaryota; Viridiplantae; Streptophyta; Magnoliopsida; Malpighiales; Salicaceae. The record is from the annotation of a GenBank genome assembly.